AUGGACCAUGUCUCAAAUGUAGGUUCCGGCUCAAAGAUUGUGAACGCUGCAAAGUACCGGAACACAGACAUCGUUUGCUACUAUACGCUUCCGGGUCUACCAGAGUUGCGAACGAGGAACAGGAACAAGGCGGAGGUGGAUGUGGACCGUGAUACGUUCGAAUUGGAAUCGGGCCUCCUUACCCAGUUUGCAACUGUACUAAAUGACAAGGACUUCGGGGGAGUAUCAACUAAAGACGGUGAAAUAUUGGGCGAUAAUCACUAUCCUAUUGAUAUUAUGAAGACCUUCGAGGACAGCUUCAACCCAGAAACCAUGCUGGACAAACUCUAUAGCAUUGUGUGGAAGCCAGCUAAAGGAGAGCCAGGGUUGGCAUCGUAUCCAUACACUGAACCGAAUCCCAAGGUCAAUGUCCCGACCAAGGAAGAGGCUGACGACAUGUUUAAAGACAAGAAGAGGAAGGAACCAGAGAAAGACGAGCCAACAACAACUACGACAACAACAACUACGACAACGACGAACACCAACGACAAGAAACCACCAACGAAGACCGUAUCUGGCAAGAUUGUCGAGGAGUGCCGUGACCCCGAGUCAACACCUACCCCUUCCAAAAAACCAAACUCCCUUGCAAAUGGUUUGGGGGCUGCCGGUGGUGCAGGUCUUGGUGUGGCAGCUGCGACUGCAGUUGUAGUUGGUCAAAUGGAAACCCAAGGAGUUACCGCUGUAGCAGGUGCUUCACCUGCUUAUGCUACUGCUGGUAACGCGGGAGACCCUCCUGCAGGAGGUGGCACAACCAAUGGCGCUGCCCCAGAACCAAGCACACAACAAGCAACAACCGCCCAACAAACAACAGGCACGGGUGCAGGGCCAGAAACCAUGGAAGGUGAGGCUGAUGGAGCAGAUGUAGUUCCACGUAAGUCUUGGGGUGAAGAAUUGAAUGAUGAAAUCACGAAUCCCAUUGAGAGGGGUGCGAAAGGUGCAUGGGACGCUGUUAGUAAACAGGUGGGAACAGUUUUGACAAAGGUGACUUUAAGGGGAUUCUAA
This is a messenger RNA of Acytostelium subglobosum LB1, 1041 nucleotides long. RefSeq lists its product as hypothetical. The record is from RefSeq and is a predicted model, not a curated record. NCBI's taxonomy places the organism in Eukaryota, Evosea, Eumycetozoa, Acytosteliales, Acytosteliaceae. The transcript has a single exon. The coding region runs from base 1 to 1041 and encodes 346 amino acids.